Molecule: messenger RNA, 405 nt
Organism: Clonostachys solani
Lineage: Eukaryota; Fungi; Ascomycota; Sordariomycetes; Hypocreales; Bionectriaceae
Source: the annotation of a GenBank genome assembly
AUGUGGGCACACGUGACUUGUCAGCUGUUGGCUCCCGUUGUCCAGGACAGUGACGGGGCUAAACCCAGAGAGGAAUGGUCGUUGCUGUCGGCGUCAGGAGGAAGGAAGUGUGUUCCAGUGUUAUUGCAGUGGUUGCGGGAGGGCCAGGGCCAGCCAAGGGGGUGCUCACACGGCAUAACUCUGGCAAGACAGGAGCAGCAGGGGGGGCAGGCCCACUCCACAGAGCGGGUGGAAGUCACAAGCCAAAACAUCAAUGUAACAAACGACGACAGCCUCGACGACGAGCACUGCCAGCGACAGCCUCUGGCUUUGCGGCUUCGCAAUCACGGUACGACGACAACCAGUCCCGAAUGCCACCAGCGGCGAUGGCUCAACCACUCGUCGCAUCAGUCCAAGAAGCGAUGA